Exserohilum turcica Et28A is the source of this 2381-nucleotide messenger RNA. RefSeq lists its product as uncharacterized. Gene Ontology annotation, molecular function: transmembrane transporter activity. The transcript is spliced from 4 exons. The record is from RefSeq and is a predicted model, not a curated record. NCBI's taxonomy places the organism in Eukaryota, Fungi, Ascomycota, Dothideomycetes, Pleosporales, Pleosporaceae. Gene Ontology annotation, cellular component: membrane. Gene Ontology annotation, biological process: transmembrane transport. The coding region runs from base 397 to 1899 and encodes 500 amino acids.
CUCGAGAUCUAUCUUUCUUACUCCCCCACUUCGCGGAUACGUUACUCGAUUCGAAAGGGAUCAGCAAUGGCUACACAACGGUUCAACGCGUCUGAUAGCUGCACCUGAUAGGGCCGUCGUCGGGUCCGGCGGCCGUUGAUUCGGUACUGAGGAUGCUCACUCUAUGCAGAACACAUCAGCAGUGCUGCUCAUUGCUCGGCGUUUGGCCGCCAGCAUUUGUUGAAGAACUGUGUCUUCGCCUUCUCCCGUUUGGGCUUGGCCAGUCUACUUGCUAUGACUCCACUGUUACUGGAAUACCGUUGAGCUUUGAGCAACUUUUGCAUCUCACUCCUCUCGCAUAUUUGUCCUUCACUCCAGGCUACCAGGGAACUGGGGCAGCUCAAAACAGUCACCACCAUGUCGGCGACAUUCCACAGCCUCUUCGAUAUCCAACCUGCCUCCCAAAUUACCAAUCCAGAGCCUACUCACCAGAAGAAACCCGACAUUACACUCCACAAUAUCGGCGUUUUACCAGACAUUGAGCUCGAGCACUUUGGCUUGAGCGGGAAGCACACUGACCGCCAGUCCUCUCCUGCAGAGUCAUCGCCUCGCAAAGGGAACCAGACUCCGAAAACGCCCACUGAACUGGAAAAUAGUCGGCCUGCAACACCCACCCAUGACGACGCCUUUGUUCGAGAGCGCACAUGGAAUGAUGAACCCAUGACUCGGUGGCGGAUCUUAUGCUGUUGCUUAAUCUACUUUUCCAAUGGCAUGAAUGACGCAGUCGUUGGCGCACUGAUUCCCUACAUGGAGUCCUACUACCGCAUCUCGUACUCGAUCAUGUCUCUGGUCUUUGUUGGCAAUGCCGCUGGUUUCAUUGCAGCUGCUUUCUUCACAAACACAAUCUUGGGCAAGUUAGGCAGAGCAAAGACUUUGGUUGUCGCCGAGGCGAUACAGUUCUCAGCGUACAUUGUUCUUGUUUGCACGCCUCCCUAUCCCCUCGUCAUCGUAUCCUUUUAUAUACUGGGAUUGGGUGCGGCGGUCAAUCUGGCACUAAACAACGUCUACUGCGCGCACACACAUCCUCCAAGCGUCAUCCUAGGCCUUGCACACGGUAGUUACGGUGUAGGUGGUAUUAUUGCUCCCAUCAUAGGAACAGCUAUUGCCUCUCGGGGAAUCAUCUGGUCACGUUUCUACUUCCUCUGUGUCGGGCUGCGAAUCUGCUGCAUGGCUUUUGCCGCUUGGUCCUUCUGGUUCUUCAAAGAAGAUACCGAAGCCGGUUUCCUCGACACCACAACCAGCAGGCAGACAGCCACCGAGGACACGACAUCGAAGCUCAGGAAUCUUAAGCAGGCUUUGAAGAACAAGGUCACGAUACUUGGUGCCUUGUUCAUCUUUGCGUACCAGGGUGCUGAAGUCAGUAUUUCUGGCUGGUUCAUCUCGUAUCUGAUCAAGUAUCGAAACGGUGACCCUGCCACAGCCGGUUACGUGACGGCUGGAUUCUGGAGUGGCAUCACAGUCGGACGCUUCGUUCUAACACACGCAGCGCCAAAGAUUGGUGAGAAGAACUAUGUCAUCAUCCUUACGCUUUGCAGUACCUGCCUCCAGCUUUUGGCCUGGUUGACUCCAAAUUUGAUUGGAAAUGCGGUUGCUGUGUGUCUUCUAGGUCUAGUGCUCGGACCCGUCUAUCCAUGCGCGCAAACUAUCUUCUCGCGCCUAAUGCCUCGCCAUGUCCAGACGACGGCGAUCGGAUUCAUUGCUGGAGCAGGCAGCUCUGGUGGCGCGGUGGCUCCUUUCACCACUGGUAUCCUUGCACAGGCCGCAGGCACUUGGGUUCUGCAUCCCGUCUGCCUUGGUAUGUACGGUGUAAUGAUGGCUUGCUGGAUCGCCUUGCCCAGGGUGCGCAAGCGAACGGAGUAGAGCAAGUCUGCGGAAGGUCGGUGACAGAACGUCACAACGACAUGGUAUCGUGAUGCAAGACAUGCAAACGCUUAGCGGUGCUUAUCGCCACAGACAACGAAAAGCUGUGAUCCAGCCAAAUGCGAUGUAGGUGUAUGAUGACAUGGUGUAGAUAUCAGUCACCAUGACAUCAUCCUCCAGCACGCUCGGAAUCCGUGGAAUGCGUUACUACAAGAGCACGCACAACAGCCAACAUAUAUCAACACCUAGAGUCAAGUUAAAUUUGUAUCUCAAUCAUCUCAGAAUUUCUCUCAAGUUUUCCUCCAUUCCCUCUGCUUUGAUCUUGCACAUCUUUCCAAUCCACGAGAAACAAGGAAAUCUGCAGCCAUGUCAGCAGCAACACAAACAAUCCAAAUGCUCAGCAUAUCCACGGCAUUCAUAGCCUCAGGCGGCAUAGCAGCCUUCUCCCUCUUCGACAUCCCCAUGUUGAAAUCGCAGCCGGC